AUGGAAACACAGCAAGAAGAAAAAACGGAGCUUAGUGAAGAACCAUUACAAGUCACUAUUCUUGAAGUUGGUGGCCAUCAUUUCCAUGUGAACAGAGAUUUGCUUUCCAGAGUAAGCAGAUAUUUUGAAGCUAUGUUUUAUGGAGGCACUAGAGAAACAUCUGCAAGCCACAUUAUUCUGAAAGAAGUCGACACAGAAGCCUUUCAAAUCCUUAUAGAAUUUGCUAACACUUCAAAGGUGAUACUAAACAGACAAAAUGUUAGGAGAAUUCUAGAAACUGCAGACUUUUUCCAGUUUGAGAAACUUGUAAAGCUGUGUGUCAAGUUUUUAGAGAGAGAGCUGCAUGUGUGUAACUGUUUGGGUAUGAUGUCUUAUGCUAAGGAAUUUGCACACAAUGAUCUUUAUGCAGCCGCACGUUCUGUAGCCCUGACCCACUUAUCAGAUCUGCUGUGUGAAGAGGAAUUCCUCCAGCUUUCCAAAGAAAGUUUACUGGGCCUUUUAGGAAGUGACGACCUAUUUGUUUCAAAGGAAGACGUGGUGUUUGAUGCAGUAAUGCAGUGGGUGAUGCACGACUCCAGUAGGGAGGCAGAAUUUUUAGAACUGUCAGGAUCUGUGAGGGUGGCCUUUCUAAGUCUCUCCUUCCUUGACCUCCUUGUAAAACGUGCCAAGCGUAAUGCAGAACAUGACAUUUAUGCUCGAUUAGUAGGAAAACUGGAUAAAAAUCCUCCUGGAAGUUGGAGUAUCAUGGAUGAGGUCCUCACUACCAGCAGAAGCUAUGACACAAUGUACAUUCUAGCAGGAAAACAUGAUAAGCAUGAACAAGAGCUGCAUCAGUUUCAUCAGAAGAUGGGCAUAUGGCAGUCUUGUGCCCCACUGCAGCGUAAGAACCUUACCCAGUAUGCUGUCGCUGUAGUAGGAAAUCUGAUCUUUGUAACUGGUGGUUACUUCAGAGAUGAGUUUGUAUGGUACAGUGUUGACUGGGUCCUAAUCUACAAUUCCUGGGAUGACAGCUGGCUGGAAGGACCUGCAAUGCAGAAGUCUCGGAACUGUCACUGUGCUGUAGGUGUCGGCUUGUAUCUGUAUGUUAUGGGAGGGGGUACAGAUUCAGGAAUCAUUUCGAAUGUUGAGCGUCUUGCUAUAUCAAAGACAGAAUGGGAAAGUACAAGCUCUAUGGUGCGACCAGUUGAAAGGGCUGCUGCUGUCAGCAAAGGGACUAAAGUGUAUGUUUUGUGUGGCCUUGAUGAAAAUGGAGAUGUUUACAGUGGAGUUCAGAGGUUAGAUACAGAAACAGACGUCUGGGAUGUGAUAUCAUAUUCUCCCUGUCCUCGGUAUGACCUCUCUGCUACAGUACUUAAUGGAGCUAUCUACGUCAUUGGAGGCAACGCAUAUAGAUUUGAUACAGAAACUGAUGAAUGGACCCUCCUGGAGGAAGAAUGCCUCAACCGGAAGUUCUUCAUGGGCUGUACUACCACUAAUGGCCGCAUCUACUUACUUGGGCAGUGGAAAGGAAACCAAGCCAUUUCGAAUAUGGUCCAGUAUGACCCGUACAUGGAUACUUGUGAGGUAAUCAAUCAUGCCAUUCCUUGCCCCCUCCCCAUUAGAGGCUGCGUGACAAUUCGGAGGUUUGACAUAUGGGCUGGAUCAGACCACUCAACCCUUGACUAGUAAAACUGCUUUGUUCUCCAAAGAUACAAAACUGUUUUGUCCUCUGGGUAGGAAUCUAGCACAAACAUUACAAUGUCAGAUACUGUUUCUGUAAUUGCCUGAUUAUGUGUUGUAAUGGGUACUUGGUGAAGAGUUCAUUGUAUUUUAGUACAGCAGCAUAUGAUUAUGUCUGAAUAUCAUUUUAUAUAUGCCAGUAAAAUUUAAGGAUGUCUUGUUCCUGGUGUCUGUGCACAACAGUGCUCUUUGUACUGCUUAUGUUCAACUUACCCAGACAUGCAGCAGUGUAGUACGGGAAGGGAAUGCAUCCUGUUCUAAAGGCACUUCAGGGGAUGGUAUCAGUGUGGGUUAAAUCUGGGCAAAAUCCAAUGGUAAAACUUGUAUCAUUACUGGCAUUGGUUCAGUUGUUAAGGUCUUAUACCAUUCGGUCAUCUGGACUGAGCUACAGUCCAGUACAGACAAGAAUAUAGUAAUUAUGUACAUUUCUGAGAAAAUAUGAAUGGGUAAAUCUGACAAGUCUGUUGUACUGAUGGUAAAUAAGAGUAAUGUGUAACGUACUACUGAAGCAUUUAACAUGUG
Molecule: messenger RNA, 2241 nt
Organism: Protopterus annectens (West African lungfish)
Lineage: Eukaryota; Metazoa; Chordata; Ceratodontiformes; Protopteridae
Product: kelch-like protein 23
Exons: 3
Coding region: 1-1665 (554 amino acids)
Molecular function (GO): protein binding
Source: RefSeq, a predicted model, not a curated record